AUGCCUUUGAAGUUCCUCUAGUAAAUUUAUUAGAUUCAGUUGAUUUCCAAAGUAAAGGUGAUGUCGCAUGGAAGAAAUUAUCUUUUAAUCUUGAUUCAAAUGUUAAAAUUUACAGUAAUAGGAGGAUUUUAAAGGACUGAAAGAAAUGAUAAAGAAGAAAAAAAUGAAGAAAAAGACUAACAAGGAGAUAUUAUUUAAAAUAAAAAAAUUAUUUCUAAAAUAGGUUAGGGAGAAAAGACUUUAGAAAAAAAUAUAUAAAAUAUUAAUGUUAAUAAAUAUGAUUUAGAAUUCGAUGUUGAUCCUCUUUUUUCAAAAACUUCAUCUAAAUUUGAUAAUUAAACAAUAAGAGAUUGA
Molecule: messenger RNA, 354 nt
Organism: Ichthyophthirius multifiliis
Lineage: Eukaryota; Ciliophora; Oligohymenophorea; Hymenostomatida
Exons: 4
Biological process (GO): mitotic chromosome condensation
Cellular component (GO): condensin complex
Molecular function (GO): chromatin binding
Source: RefSeq, a predicted model, not a curated record